UUGCAUUUAGCCACUGUCUGUCACUGUGUAUGAUCACAUUUGAUGUAUGAUAUUUCUUGAAGUUUCUCUUCUGACACUGAACGAACGCACCUUCUACCAAGUAUUUGACAGAAGAAUGACAGCCUGUAAAGUAUUGCUAACAUCUGUUUUUAAAAACUGGGCCAAAGUAGGUUUAUGUAUAAAGAACGAUCAAACUUACUGGACUGUAUCAUCUUCAAAGAGGAAACAGUACAAUCCAAGCAGAUGACAUACGAUUUAAAAAUAGAUUCUGGGAUCCCGCUUUCCAAAAUAAAGUAGUCGGUGAACGUGUAAGUGGACAUGCUCAUCAUUUCGGAACACACGAUGACAUUAUGAUGUGUCAAGAACAAUUACCGUUUGAAGAAUAGAAUGGCAGAAAGAAAUCGCUCAGAGGGGACAUUUUUAAAAAGUAUUAGGGGAGUCUUCAAGAGCAGUACAAAAUCAGAUGUUUGGAACUAUGACAAAACUAUCUUGACAAAUAACGAAAAUACCUUUGACAUCUCGAACCAUGACUCUGCUAGUUUGUUGAAUUCAGAAUGUCUUCGGACAAAAGAGGGAUCGGGUAGAACUCCAUUCACUGUAGAAAAUGGAAAAACAUACAACCAACAAGAUAAAAGGUAUGAUGCUGUUGAUAACUCAAGAAAUGGAGCUUCAAAAUAUUACCACAAUUACUCUGGAAAGCCUGCUUCAGAAUCAAAAGAAAUUGGUUUAUCAGCGACACUACCAGAAAACGAUGACCAUAAGAAUAAAUCAUGGCCGAAAAAAAUAAGACAAGGGAUAAAAAUGAACUUGAAGAGAACCAAAAGUCUGAGUACAAUAACAGAAGAUAGGAUGGAAAACAACGUUAAUGAAGACGAACAUCCAUUCGCAAACGAUGAAACUAGUGAUUAUGAAACGCUGCCUAAAUCGAUGUACGACUAUGAUGACGAAGGCCAAGAUAUGAGUGACGAACAAUGUCAUGGUGAAUUACUACAACAUUUCUCGAUGAGUGUGCCAGAUCUUCGCUCGAAAGGAAGAAAUGAAGAAGAGUUAGCAGAUUUAAGACCUCUCCAUUAUUACCUUGUUAACAAUUCAAAUAAUGUUCAGAUAACAGGAGAAAAUGGUGAAUCAAUACUAAACAAGGUAGCAACAAUCUCCAACAAUGUUACAAUGCGCCACUUGAAUAUUUUAAAUGGUGUAAGAGGAACAAAAGAACAAGUAGAAACGGAGCUUUUUAGGGGCGGCCAAAAAGUUUUAAACCGAGAGGGUUACCAUCCAUUAGUUAUUUUCAAGGGAACAGGGUAUGGGUGCUCAUUCAGUGCCAAAAUGCUUUUUGAAAGAGUUGUUUCUGCAACAGAAAACGAAGCAAAGCCAUUUUACCUGAAGGAUCCGACUGAAAUGAGUCAUAUAUCUCAAGAUGAAAAUGCAAUCAUAUUGGUGACCGAUAUAAACGGCCCGACUGGAGAUGAUGUUGGGCGAUUAAACGAUUGGUUUGAAUGGCUUAAAGAAUACAUGCCAAUUGGAACAAGUCUAAGAGGAAAGCUCACUGUCAUAAUGAACCUAAAAGAUAGUGAAUCAACAGGAAAGAGAAAACAUCCAAUCUAUGAAAGAUAUUGCAAUUAUAUUGUUGAUGCAGCGAAAAAGGAAUUCCGCCCUACAGGAGCAACAAAAACCAAGCUGUUGAUGGCAUUUAUGAAACAGAAGAAUAUCGUUACCCGUAGAGUAAAAGGUGGUCCUGAAAAUAAGUCCGGCAAGGUUAAUGAGGCAUCUUAUAUCGACAAAGAAAUAGUUGAUGGUAUCAUCCCUUUGUUAGGAAGUGUAAGAUGUGUAGGUAAAUUAGCAGAGUUGUUUCGAUCAGACUUUGCAAAAGGCCUAAAUAUUCUGACAGAACCGAUACCAGAGAUAGUGCAACGAAUUCGGGAGUCAUACAAAGAAGGGGGUUCCUUGUUCUUAACACUUCUUGCAGUACUUUCGCACGGGGGACAACUCGGAAUUGGAGAAGUAAACCAAAUGAGGAAGUUAAAUGAGCAGUGUGAGAAAUUUUGGUAUUCGGCGGAUAAUAUAGAUACGCAGUCUAAAAGCAAACCAAAGAAUAUGAAAAAAUGGUUUAACAGUAAAUGUUUGCAACAUUUGUACCAGUAUGCACAAGACAACAACCAUCUUCUUGACCUUGGUAACAAUUUACAAAGGUAUGCACGUCAUCUUGAUGGCGAGUUUCUGUCAGAAUACAAUCAAGUCUUUAGAUUUUGUGAUGGACGAGUACAUUACUCAUUCCUUUUGGUAUAUUGUGAAAUGUUCCCUGACGCAAUAGAACAUUGCGACGAAUAUUUCUUCUACAAUUUUGUACACUCCAUCCGAAAUGUUCAAGAUUUCGAAAGCGACACAGUACUAAAAGUAGAUGAUAGAAAACUAGACAUAAGAACAAAAGCGGUGAUGAAACGGUUCGAGAAAGAAAUUAUGUUAAGACACGUCGCAAAAUGCAUGAAACACCCACUAAUGAGCACAAGCUUCUUUCAAUUGUUUAUGAAGUUUCUGAGCGAAACAAAACAUCUACUUUGGAAAGUUCUUACCCGACAAGAUUGUGAUCUUACUGAACCAUACUCAUGUCUUUAUCAUGGAAUGGGCAAGGAACUGGACACUUUCAAAGGUGUACCAAGAAACAUCACGGAAGUCAUUGUUCUUCAUGAUAUUUGGAAGAAAAAACGUAACAAAAAGACAUGGAAAAAGUGGACACAUACACAAGAGACUGAGACUCUUAUUCAUGCAGCAGAAAUGUCUAAUUGCCAGACAUUCAAGCUCAUGGUUGAAAAAGGUGCUCAAAUUCAGAAGGCAGCGUUACUGAAAGCAAUUGACGUCGGUGCUGAUAAGGUCAUCGAAUUCAUACAAUUGAACAGUAGUUUUAGCACAACAGAAGCUUUUGAAAUUGCUCAGUAUGCUGCCACAAUACUAAGCAAAGAACCAGAAUCUGAUGCAUUGGUUCAGGUUUUACGCAGGUUAAUCUCGGCUGUCGAUGUAAAUAAAAGUGCUUGUGAAGAUGUACCACCAUUGAUUCAUCAUGCAGUGCAAACAAAUAAUACAUCUUUGCUUCAAAAACUGUUUGAUGGAAGCUUGGGAAAUUUUCGUGUAAACAUAAAUAAAACAUUCAAAGGCGAAACACCACUUGCAAUGUCAACGCAACUUGGGUUGCAAACAGUUACACGCAUUCUUCUUGAUAACGGUGCCAAACCAAACACCAAUAAUGCUUUCAUGGCUGUAACUAGUGGACAAAAUGAGAUCCUAGACUUAUUCGUUAAUAAGUCACCCCAGAUCUUACAUGCCACCAACAAGCAGAAACAAACGUUACUACACAUUGCUGCUGAAAUGGGUCAUUCUACGGUUAUACGACAACUUAUUAAUCGUAACGUACAAGUUGAGGCAAAAGAUAUUAACAACGAAACUGCACUAAGUCUGGCUUGCAACGGUAGACAUAUGCAUGCUUUAAGGAUAAUUUUGCAUGCCUGGAACCAAAGAGGACUCCAAAAAGAUGAAAAGGUUGUGAUGCGUGCAGUGCAAAAUAAUGACAUUGAUCUACUUGAGUUAUUGAUGGAAUACAAUUUCGGCGUCGAUUUUGUUAAUCGGGAAUUCGGUGUACCGCUGCAUGUGGCCAUACAAUAUGGCUUACGCGAGAUGCUUCAGUUUCUCCUUUCUAAAGGAGCCAAUCCAAAUAUAAAACAAGAUGGACACUGUCCUGUCCAUGUAGCAGCAGCCAAAGAUGACAUUAAAUCUCUGUUUAUAUUGAAAGAAUACGGAGCCGAUAUGUUUGCGCUCACUGAUUCAAAGGACAGUAUCAUUCAUCUUGCAGCGGAUAAAAACCAUGUGCAUUUCACAGAGUUCGUCUUACCAUUGCCUGAAUGCUCAUCUUUAAUAAAUCUAAAGAAUAACAAUUUUGAAACUGCAUUACAUAUUGCUUGCAAACAUGGAAGUGUCGAGCUUACCAAAUUGUUACUCAAAUUUGGUUUCAACCCAAAAUUGCCGAACAGAAGUGGUUAUAUUCCAGAAUGUUUGGCGGAGCAACGAUUCCAAAAGUUGCAUCUGAGUACAACGGUUCAGAAGUGGGCACCAUAUGCUGAUUGUGUGAAGACACUCCAAUCUUGGCACAUCUAAAAGGCGAAACAUUGUUCAUGUUCUCAUUACAUAUAUAAAUACAAACUAAAGGACUUUUAACACAUAUCGCAAACCAGAUCACUGCAGCCAUUAUCAGUUUGUUGUUGUUGUUGUUGUUGUUGUUGUUCCUGCUUAUCAGACAAAUAUCUUGCAACAAAUAUAUCACAGACUAGUGAAAUGUAUACCUGCUUUUAAACAAAGCGAAAGAUAUGAACAUGAUAUUUACAGAAUAAUGCACAAAUAUGGUUUGGAAAAAAUACUCAUUUCCGAUAUAUAAUCGGCAAUAUUCCCAUCCAAAAUUUUUACAAAUUUACACUGCAAAUGUUAUUGCUUAUGAAGCAAGUACAAAGCAUGUUGACAUGUUAGUUUCACUCAGCACAGUACAAUCAUGCAUUGUAACAAGAUCAGUUUAAAGGUUGGAUAUGUAUUUUAUUUCUUAAUAGAUACAAUCGGGAUUUUUCUAUCUCCACCUUUUGAUAUGAAAGGCAAUAAUUGUAAAUAACUUUGUGAUUUCCUUAUCAUUUAUCUUGUGUGCUUCUUUUUGACAAAAAAAAAACAGUUUGUUGGAACUCAAUUAUAGAUGUUUGUCGAAUAGAAAGAAAUCAAAGCAUACUUGCAUUGCGACAUAUUGACAAGUUUUGGCGUAUUUUUCGGCUUGUCAUAGACAAUCAUUAUCAGAUGAUGCUAAAUGAUUCAGAGUGAUAAACUGAUAGACUGAAAUAUAACUCAAACUAUAGAUCAUAUAUUAUAUUAUCUCAUUGGAAAUUAAAACACAUACAUACCGGUAUGACAAUAAGUUUAACUCUCAAGUCCUAAUUACUCAAUAUGGUGUUAAGACCUGUGUACAUAAAGUAUAUAUUCAUAGAUGUUUCUUAAUCUGUUUUGUUUUAUAAGAUGUGCAUCUCUCUACAAGUAUGUAUUUGUUUACAUGUACAUAUAUGAAUUUUGAUUUUUCGAUUUCAAGUAAAGGUUUCUGUAUUUACGUGAUUGUGAUAUAGCUUUAUAGAUAUGAUUUCGUAUCUUUGUUAAGGUAAAUGAAUAGAUUUGAUAAAUAAACAACUUGAAAUGUAUUUAAUAACUGACUUGUAACACACUUGAUAUUUUGACUUCGCGUUUCAGGUGAUAAAUAGUGUUAUAUAAUUUCAUAAUGCCUGGUACUUGUGAUCACAUGUUUUGAAUACAUUUAUCAAUGUGUGCAAAUAAGUGAAUAUGAAUCUAUUUGGCGAUAAUCACGUGACUAAAUGCAUUGAAAGCAAUGAAAAUAAACAAUCUUAACGAAAUGAUCACAAAACGACGUUAUAUUACACGUAACUAUGUUAUAUAAAAUAUCACGUUAUGGUUAUGUUAGAUGGAGAACAAGCGACGUCAUGUGAUAAUAUAAGAUACUCAAAUACUAGUAUUGGUUGGUAAUCCUUUAUUUGUUUUAAAUGUGUUGUUUUCAAACGAUGCUUUGUAUAAAAUUUCAGUGAUUUUCGUUUUUAUUACCAUUACAUUGUUACAUUAUAUAUUGUAAUUAUAUAACGAUACAUUCAGAUACUUGUUGAACUUAUUGGUAAUGCAGUUUUUAUAAUUUGGCUUUUAGGAAAAAAUUUACAUACAUGUUAAAGCGAACAUAAGCACGUUAUUUUGCCUAGUCAUUCCUGGGUAAUACCCUUUUUAGUUUAUCAAAUCAUUCCAUUAGUGAUUUUGUAAAGGCUAUGUAGAUUUUCAGUACUGAAUAAACCUCAACUAAUUCAACUUGCAUGGUAUUCAGAUCUAUUUAUAACAAGCAGAUUUUUUUUAAUUCAUACCCAUACUUAUAUCCAUUAUUGUUUUUCAUCAUUUUUUAUUUCUAUCUGAUGGUUUUACGGUUUAUCUUGUGCUGCUAUAUGUAACUAGAGGUAAUAAAGUGUUGUUCUGUUCUGUUAUGACAAUUUGCUCAUGUUACAUUUGAUUACGCAACUUAUUCAGAUAAAUCAUUUAUAUACUCUUGGAUUUCGUUUCGAUAAGAGAUUUUUAAUGUACAUUUUCGUGAAUAUAAAAAUUUCUUUAUAUAUAUAGGAACCCACAUAUAUACUUUAAUUAAAUGAGUUCAGGAAUGUGUUAUAGAGCGAACCUCUCAAAACAUUUUCUUGGACGAGUUAAUUAAAGUUUAAUCUUGUAUUACAACAAAGGUGGGACACACUUUAUCACAUGUCUAAUCGUAUUGAAAGUCAAAAAAAUAUUCUUGUUUUUGGAAACAGGCGACGGCAAAUGAAGACAUAACAUACUCAUAUAUUGUUAAACUUUUAUUUUGUUUUAAAUGUGUUGUUUAAUCAUUCAUGUACAUUGUUUUUGUAUUAUGAUAUAGACGGAUAUUUGUUAAAAAAGCAUUAUCACCGUU
Molecule: messenger RNA, 6502 nt
Organism: Ruditapes philippinarum (Manila clam)
Lineage: Eukaryota; Metazoa; Mollusca; Bivalvia; Venerida; Veneridae
Exons: 5
Coding region: 388-4140 (1250 amino acids)
Molecular function (GO): protein binding
Source: RefSeq, a predicted model, not a curated record